AUGAAACGACUGAGAGAUCCCGCGCCAGGUGGCGCCCUGUUAGCAGCUUCAGACCUCCCCGAGUUCGUGGCGCGCAGCCCGCUGCUGCAGAGCGCGGGGCUGGCGCAGGCGGACGUGCAGCGCGACGCCGCGGCGUGGGGCGCGCUGGGGGGCGAGCUGGCGCUGCAGCUGGGGUUCGUGGGGGCGCAGAGGGAGGGAAAGGCGCAACUGGAGGAAGCUCAGCUGCGGCGCAUCUUCCAGUACUACCUGCCCGUGUUCUCGUGGUGCUGGCGCCAGCUGCAGCAACAUCGACGCCAGGCGCAGGGCGGCAAGGCGGCACCCACUCAGGCGCCGCCCCUCGUGAUCGGAAUCAGUGCCCCCCAGGGGUGUGGCAAGACAACAGUGGUGGAGUCCCUCGAGCACCUCUUUGCCGUCACACACUGCACGGCAGCAACGGUGUCGAUCGAUGAUUUCUACCUCACCGCACAGCAGCAGGCUGCACUGCGCGAGGCUCAUCCCGGCAACCGCCUGCUUGAGCUGAGGGGCAACGCCGGCUCACACGACCUCGCUCUCGGCGUCUCCACACUCUCCGCACUCAAGAAGGCCACAGCACCUGGCACCAAGGUCCCUCUUCCACGCUACGACAAGUCAGCCUUCUCCGGCCGGGGCGACCGCAGCCCCGAGGCAGGGUGGCCGGCAGUGGAGGGGCCGGUGGACGUGGUGCUCUUUGAGGGCUGGAUGCUCGGCUUCCACGCGCUGCCCGCUGAUAAGGCUGCUGCCAUCGACCCUCAGCUGGGCGAGGUGAACGAGCGGCUGCAGCAGUACCGCACGUGGCACGACAUGGUGGACUCGUGGGUCAUCAUACAGGUGGCGGACGUUGAUUGGGUCUUUGACUGGCGCCUGCAGAUUGCUUUACCAUAUUCGCCUGUGCUUUGCAUACCUCCCCUCAUCCUUCCCAUGUGCUGCGCCCAUGGCCCUCCACCCAUGGCCGUCCACCCAUGCCCUACCAUCAGGCGGAGGUGGCAAUGA
Messenger RNA from Closterium sp. Yama58-4, 1008 nucleotides. Lineage: Eukaryota; Viridiplantae; Streptophyta; Zygnematophyceae; Desmidiales; Closteriaceae. The record is from the annotation of a GenBank genome assembly.